Botrytis deweyae is the source of this 225-nucleotide messenger RNA. RefSeq lists its product as uncharacterized. The record is from RefSeq and is a predicted model, not a curated record. Lineage: Eukaryota; Fungi; Ascomycota; Leotiomycetes; Helotiales; Sclerotiniaceae. Bases 1 to 225 code for a protein of 74 amino acids. The transcript has a single exon.
AUGACUUCGCGUAUAAACUUUCAGAAUCAAGUGAAGGAGGUCGAAGAGAUUGUUUUGCGCUGCCCGGGUAAAACGGUUGUGACUAGGAUAUUGAUUGGUCAUGAAGGUGGUCCGGAAGCUGGAAGGCAUCUCCACACGAACUUGGAAAAAGAGCGUCCAAGAAGGAAAGAAAAGGAGAUAUUGGAGUGGGUGCAAAUGCGAGAAGACGGCAAGCGAAUUGAUUAG